This is a messenger RNA of Penicillium canariense, 648 nucleotides long. Its product is annotated as adenylyl-sulfate kinase. Gene Ontology annotation, molecular function: adenylylsulfate kinase activity; ATP binding. The record is from RefSeq and is a predicted model, not a curated record. The transcript has a single exon. The coding region runs from base 1 to 648 and encodes 215 amino acids. NCBI's taxonomy places the organism in Eukaryota, Fungi, Ascomycota, Eurotiomycetes, Eurotiales, Aspergillaceae. Gene Ontology annotation, biological process: sulfate assimilation.
AUGCUAACCCCCGCCUCCAGCAACAUUACCUUCCACGCCGCCGCCCUGACUCGCACAGAGCGCAGCGAUCUGCGCAAGCAGCAGGGCCUGACCAUCUGGCUGACUGGCCUGUCCGCCUCGGGCAAGUCGACGCUGGCCGUCGAGCUGGAGCACCAGCUGCUGCGCGACCGUGGCGUGCACGCCUACCGCCUGGACGGCGAUAACAUUCGCUUCGGCCUGAACAAGGACCUGGGCUUCAGCGAGACUGACCGCAACGAGAACAUCCGCCGCAUCGCCGAGGUCGCCAAAUUGUUUGCCGACUCUUCCGCCAUCGCCAUCACCUCCUUCAUCUCGCCCUACCGCAAGGACCGCGAUACCGCCCGCCAGCUGCACGAGGUCCCCACCCCCGGUGAGGAGACCGGUCUGCCCUUCGUCGAGGUCCACGUCGAUGUCCCCGUCGAGGUGGCGGAGCAGCGUGACCCCAAGGGUCUGUACAAGAAGGCCCGUGAGGGUAUCAUCAAGGAGUUCACUGGCAUCAGUGCCCCCUACGAGGCGCCCGAGAAGCCCGAGGUGUACAUCAAGAACGUCGAUCUGGCCAUUCCCGAUGCUGUGAAGCAGAUCAUCGACUACCUCGACUCCAAGGGUUACCUGCCCCCCAAGCGGGAGUAA